GGCACCCCUUUGGUAAACACACGACCCGACAUUUCUGCUAGCGUUUCAAUUUUGGCGAAAAAAUCUUGCAAACCGAAACAAGAGGAUUGGAACGAAUUGAAACGUGUGCUGAAGUAUUUGAAGGGAACUGCAAAUUUAAAAUUGGCAAUCAGCAAGCACAAUUUUAAUGGUCAAUCAUUGUAUGGUUUCUCGGACGCAAAUUGGGCAGAAGACAGAAAUGAUCGUAAGUCAAACAGCGGUCAUGUUUUUCUUGUAAACGGUGGCACCGAUUGUUGGUCAUCAAGAAAACAAUCAUUGACUGCAUUGUCAACAUGUGAGGCAGAAUUUGUUGCGUUGAGCGAAGCAUGUCGCGCAGCUUCAUGGAUUAGACGAGUUUUAAUCAGUUUGAAGCAGAACAUUCCAAACGAAACAACAAUUUACGAAGACAAUCAAAGUUGUUUGGAUCUCGUUGCUGAGGAACAGCGAUUAUCAGAUCAAUCAAAACACAUUGACACGCGAUUUCAUUUUGUCAAAGAUUACAUCAGCUAG
Messenger RNA from Contarinia nasturtii (swede midge), 528 nucleotides. RefSeq names its product secreted RxLR effector protein 161-like. The transcript has a single exon. The annotation marks the transcript as partial. Lineage: Eukaryota; Metazoa; Arthropoda; Insecta; Diptera; Cecidomyiidae. The record is from RefSeq and is a predicted model, not a curated record.